Motacilla alba alba is the source of this 3825-nucleotide messenger RNA. It is a transcript of the gene POF1B, whose product is annotated as POF1B actin binding protein. Lineage: Eukaryota; Metazoa; Chordata; Aves; Passeriformes; Motacillidae. The transcript has 13 exons. Gene Ontology annotation, cellular component: bicellular tight junction; actin filament; adherens junction. Bases 10 to 1830 code for a protein of 606 amino acids. Gene Ontology annotation, molecular function: actin filament binding. The record is from RefSeq and is a predicted model, not a curated record. Gene Ontology annotation, biological process: actin filament organization; bicellular tight junction assembly; epithelial cell morphogenesis.
CCCGCCGCGAUGUUCGGGGCGCAGCAGCAGCUGCAGCCGCCCGCGCUGCCCCCGCACCUCCAGCAGCAGCAGCACUACUACCGGCGGCAGCAGCACUACAGCACCCUGCCCGCCCGCCGGCCCUGCCCCGAGCCGCCGCCCUGCCCCGAGCCCCCGCCGUGCCCGGAGCCGCCGCGGCCGCUGCCCUGCCUGGACCCCGCUCCGCAGCAGCAGCAGGACGGCGCCGUGGCCUACGACCGGGUGCGCACCUACGGGCCGGGCUGCCGCCGGGUCAGCACCUCCUGCUCCUCCCGGGCCGCCUCGCCGCUGGACUGCGGGCACGGCUGCGACCCGCCACAGGGCACCAUCCGCAGGAUCAUUAUCGAGAACCCGGAUCAGGAGCCAUUAUCCCCUUUUCUUAGAGGGGCCAGUUUCUCUCCUGGAAAUAAUGUCAUCUAUGAAAAAACAAUAAGAAAAUAUGAGCUAUUAAAUCCCCUCCAAGAGCGGCAGUUCCAGGUGUGCCCGGCGGAGCCGUGCCAGCAGUGCCCGCCGCUCGCGGUCACCCAGCAGUGCCAGCAGACACAGACGGGCAGUCCCUGCGAGCUGUGCCCGGGCCCGGGGAGCGAGGAGUGCCGGGGACAGCCGGUGAGGAGGGGCACGGCACCCCCCGAGCUGGUGAGCUGCCCCCAGGACAGCCCUGAGCAGCUGGACUGUCGCUUCUUUGGGGAGCUGCUGGCCGAGCUGCACCGCAAGAGCAAUGACCUGUACAGCUGCCUGCUGCAGCACGUGGAGAAGAUUGGGACAAGGAACCACGACAUCGAGUUCACGUGCCAGACUGAAGAUAUUGAAGAAUUAAUUCCCAAAGGACUGUCUGAGGCAACAAAGCAGCAGAUUCGUUAUCUCCUGCAGAUGAGAGUGACAUCGGACAAAUCCCUGAGACUUGUGCUUUCCACGUUCAAGAACCUGCGGGAGGAGCUCUGCCAUUUGCAGGAUGACCUGGGGAAGCUGGAAACUGACAAUGUCUUGCUGAAGAAGGAUUUGGCUUUUAAGGAUUCCCAAGUGAAAGAAUAUGAAACAAUGCUGGCUUCUCUGAGGGAGAACAAUCGUCAGCAGCAGCAAGGGCUCAGGGACAGCACUGCCAAAUGCCGCUCCCUGGAGGAACAGCUCCUGUCCCUGCGGCUCAGCGAGGGUGACAAGGACUGCCAGCUGAAGGAGCUGGAGUACAGCAAGAGGGCCCUGGAGCAGGAGAUCCAGAGCCUCAAGCUGCAGGUGAGGGCGCAUUGGCUGGGUGCAGUAGCUGAGUCCCAGACUCAGAGGGAUCAGUGUAACGAUGAAAACUCUCAUUGUAAAAUAAAAUUGGGUUCUUUGCUGCAGAGCUGCUCCAGCCCGACCCUGCAGACCACGACGGACGAGCUCUCCAGCCGCUACGUGGAGAUGAUCAACAACCUGAGGGAGGACAAGGACAGGGAGAUCCGCAGCCUCAGAUCCCAGCUGUGCCAGUUCCAGCAGGACAUAACCAGGAGAGAGGGGAGCAACAGCGACUUGCAAAUGAGGCUGCACGAACUGACAUCGCUGCUGGAGGACAAAGAGGCUUUUAUUAAACAACAGCAAGAGGAGCUCUUCAGACUGAAGCAUGAGAAGUUAUCGGGCAGUCAGUCCCCUGGGGUGACAGCCAUCAUCACUAAAAAGUACAGGAAUCAGUAUCCUAUUCUGGGUCUCCUGUCUGAUGACUACAAGGUCACAUCACCUGUCAAUAAAUCACAAACGAUUGUAAUUGAGAGGACUGGAGAGAUCUGGAAACAUGUAAGUUUACCCGGAGAUGGACUGCUCCCUCUGCAAUGCUUAAUUUAACUUCAAAGCAAGUAUUACCCAAACUGAGAGCUCAGCGAUGCCCUCGUGGUAAUUUAACUGCAGAAAGCAAAGUGACUGACUGCAGCCAGGGAACUGUCCCGGCUCUUAGAGCAGGCAGUAAUUGGUGGGUGUGGUACAAAUAAAGCCUUUCGUUGUUUUCUCCGGCACCUAAUUACUCUGAACAAAAGCAGCAGCGUUGCUCUAACACCGGCCUCGGGGUGUUGCUGUACCGGGCAGGUAGGCAGGGACUGUGUCCUGCUGUGCUCUCGGGUGAGGAGGGAUUUGGGAGGGCUGAGCUCCUCUGCAUUAGGAGCGUUAUUGACUCCAAGCCAUUACUAAAACACACAAAGCACCACAUCCCUGAAACUCACCCUGAGCCGGGGCAGUGACGAACCCAGGAAUGCAGAAGAGUGGUGACAUUUUAAGGAGUGAUUCAGAGUAAAAAUAGAAAACAGGGCUGCAGAAGCUAUUUCUGUUACUGGCAGGGCUCGUGGUGCCAAGUCUGGCUACAAGGUAAAGGCUGGGGAAAUGGCAGGGUGGCCAAGCAGGGGUGGAGGCGGCUGCAGGCACAAGGUCACAGCAGCACCUGGACACAGCCAUGGAGGGGCACAGCCAGGAGACAGUUCUGUGACAGCCUGAGCAGCUGCAGGUGACACACCUGGCAUGUCCCUCAAGGGGACCUUGCCUGCAGCAGGAUUAAAAAAGCAAAAGGCUCAGGGCAGUGGCAAAGAGCAGAGUGUUAUUACUGAUCCCUAAACCUCACCCAGGUGCAUUGCAGCCUAGUGAAAUGUCAAGCAAUGAAACAGCAAUAGAGAAAUGAAAAAGUAAAGUGGUAUAGAGGAAAGGCUCACGGGUCCCCUUGGACACUGUACAAGAGCAAACAAGUAGGUAAUUAAAUGAGAUGCUUUAUGGGAGAUAGUUCUGUUUCAUAACAGAAACAGGUUUGUGUAUUUCUUCUAACAAGCUGCUUGUUUCUUUUAGGAAUGAGAGAAACCUCUGAGCUACUCCAAGGAGUUCACAACCACUGAAACUGCUUUACUUUCUGCUCUUCUGCAUCCAAGAAAAGGUUCAGUCUGAUAGUGAGGAAGGCUGGAAAACAUUAAGGACUCACUUUUCCCUCGGAAGAGUGGGAUGCAAUCCCUCUGUGGACUUCAGCUGGUCUUGACUAGCUCCUGUUCUUCAGCCAGGCCUCAGGCAAUCUAGGAGACAAAAGGAAGACACCUGAAACCUUUUCCUCUUCGUCCUUGUAGCCAUGUUCUGUCUCUUCAUGCUGAGAGUGGGAAUGACCCCCAUGUCAGUCCCACCCCUCCCACAGCUGCUUUCAGUGCAGAGUCACGGGCUGCAUGGGAACUUCAGAAAUACCUCACUGGGAACUGCCCCUUGCCUUACACCUGCCUCUGUCUGGGAAGCUCGGACACAAAGGACAAAACUUCCAUCAAACCCAGCUUCUGACCUGGCAAAUGCCAGCAGGACCCAGUUCAGUGAAGGGCUGGGCCAAAGCUCAUUUUAGAGAAUGCUUCUGACCUCAGACGUGAUGUAUUUUCAGCCCCAAACCAGCUGUAUUUAUUUGCUGUGCUUCAAAUUUUCAAGAACUUGGUGUAUUUUUAUACAGAACUUUGUGUGAAAAUAACUCAUGGACUAAAUUUCCUUAUCAGACCAACCUGCCAUUUACAAUUUCCACUCCUUGAAGGACCACAGAAAUUCUUUCAAACUGAUUUGGUGUUCAUGAUUCAGUAGUUGUCUGAGCAACACAGCACAGAGACUCACAGGAAGAGUUUGCAACACUGCAAUCCAAAGGUGCUCUUUUAUCGUGGGGUUCUUGCUUUGCUUUCCUGCUGCAGCCAUGUAUUUCUGUUCCCAGAUACUAUAGACCCUAGGCAAUGUUUAAUGGGGAAAGAAUGCUGGAGGCUACCUGUAACCAUGAAAUAAACCCCAGUCUAACUCUCUGGAUCAUUGUCUGUCCUGGAAACAUCUUGUGUACAGCUGGAGGGGGGU